This is a messenger RNA of Aspergillus wentii DTO 134E9, 1254 nucleotides long. RefSeq names its product putative mitochondrial carrier protein. Gene Ontology annotation, biological process: magnesium ion export from mitochondrion. The coding region runs from base 1 to 1254 and encodes 417 amino acids. The transcript is spliced from 3 exons. The record is from RefSeq and is a predicted model, not a curated record. Gene Ontology annotation, molecular function: magnesium ion transmembrane transporter activity. Lineage: Eukaryota; Fungi; Ascomycota; Eurotiomycetes; Eurotiales; Aspergillaceae.
AUGAGUUUGACCUCGCGCGUGUUCAAUCUCUUUUCGACGACAGAGAUCUCGAAUUCAGAGUCGCCGGCGCCGAAUGCCAAUGCCAGCCAUGUCUAUCAGAAUACCGGUUCGAUAAGGUCGGACCGCGGCGCUCAUGCUCAGAAUGCUUCGAGGGGUUCGGUGUUGGAGGAUGAGGAGGAGGAACCUCGUCCUCCGUAUCUACAUGCUAUGAUAGCAGGCGGUACAGGAGGAACAUGUGGAGAUAUGCUCAUGCACUCGCUCGACACAGUCAAGACCCGACAGCAAGGCGACCCGAGUUUCCCUCCCAAAUACACAUCCAUGACUUCGUCGUACUCGACCAUCUACCGACAAGAAGGUGUUCUGCGUGGACUUUAUGGUGGUGCUAUUCCGGCUCUUUAUGGGUCUUUCCCCGGAACGGUGAUUUUCUUUGGUGUUUAUGAGUUUACCAAGCGCCGGUUGUUGGAUGCGGGGAUUAAUCCCAAUCUUGCGUAUUUGUCUGGUGGUUUCUUUGCCGAUUUGGCUGCAUCGAUUGUCUACGUUCCGUCUGAGGUUUUGAAGACGCGGUUGCAGCUCCAGGGACGGUAUAAUAAUCCUCAUUUCAAUUCCGGAUAUAAUUACCGUUCCACCAGCGAUGCCUUGCGUACCAUCGUUCGACAGGAGGGAUUUCCCGCCUUGUUUUACGGCUACAGAGCUACCAUCUACCGAGACCUUCCCUUCUCCGCUUUGCAAUUCGCUUUCUAUGAACAAGAGCGACGGAUAGCCAAGGAAUGGGUGGGAUCUAGAGAUAUUGGACUUGGUCUAGAGAUUCUGACUGCCGCGACCGCCGGUGGUAUGGCGGGUGUGAUGACCUGUCCUAUGGACGUUGUCAAGACCAGAAUCCAAACGCAACAGAAUCCGCCCGAAUCCACAAGCUCUUCGAAACCCGCGACCGAAAAUGCGCACCCUAAGGAGGGUUCCCGCCAGCACCCGUCAUCUCAACAUACCUCGAGCCUUCGGGCACACUCGCGGCCUAUUUCUACCGGUGGAGCGUCGACAUCAGUGUCUCCUCCUGGGGCCCCGCGUCUCGAUACCUCGUCAUUCUUUACCGGUCUGAAGAUGAUCUACCAAAGAGAAGGCCUCGGGGGGUGGUUCCGUGGAGUGGGACCCCGAGGUGUUUGGACCAGCAUCCAGAGCGGGACAAUGCUGGUCAUGUAUCAAUAUCUGCUGAAAAAGCUGGAGGCAUACCAAGGCGUGGAGGAACCGAUUCCUCUGUGA